Messenger RNA from Cebus imitator (Panamanian white-faced capuchin), 2070 nucleotides. RefSeq names its product katanin catalytic subunit A1 (gene KATNA1). The coding region runs from base 392 to 1906 and encodes 504 amino acids. The record is from RefSeq and is a predicted model, not a curated record. NCBI's taxonomy places the organism in Eukaryota, Metazoa, Chordata, Mammalia, Primates, Cebidae. Gene Ontology annotation, cellular component: microtubule cytoskeleton. Gene Ontology annotation, biological process: microtubule severing. The transcript is spliced from 12 exons. Gene Ontology annotation, molecular function: microtubule binding; microtubule severing ATPase activity; ATP hydrolysis activity.
CGGCGUCCUCGCUCCCGGUGUGUCGCUCCGAGUGCGCCCGAAUAGCCGAGGACGUCCCCGGCACCGGAAGUGACCCUGGCGGGUUUGUCUUCAAAUUCUCGGCGAGCAGAAGCGGCGCCGGCAGGUGGUGACGAUUGAACUGGGCAGUACUGGGGCCGUGAGCAGAGAGCAAGGUGGCCUGGACUGGGCCAGGCCCUCCUUCCUCGCUGCCGGGACCUCCAUUCGGCCAAUCUCCUGUGCCUGGCGUUGGGCAGUUCCCCGAGGAGCUUGGGCCGCCGCAGACUAGGUGUCUCUAUAGGGCAUGGAUGGCUUCAGGGCAGAAGUAAUCACGCAAGAAUCAAGCUGUAAUCCCAGCUUGGAAGGGAUAAGCUGAGGAUCAAGGAAUGUGAACAUGCUGAGGGUCAGGAACUGGACAAGCUUACAACUGAACAUGAGUCUUCUUAUGAUUAGUGAGAAUGUCAAAUUGGCUCGUGAAUAUGCAUUGCUGGGAAACUAUGACUCUGCAAUGGUCUAUUAUCAGGGAGUUCUUGACCAAAUGAACAAGUAUCUGUACUCAGUCAAAGAUACAUAUCUCCAGCAGAAAUGGCAACAGGUUUGGCAGGAAAUAAAUGUGGAAGCUAAACAUGUUAAAGAUAUCAUGAAAACACUAGAGAGCUUUAAACUAGACAGCGCCCCCUUGAAAGCAGCACAGCAUGAAUUUCCAGCUUCUGAGGGAGAAGUCUGGUCCAUGCCUGUACCUGUUGAACGAAGACCCUCACCAGGACCUAGAAAACGACAAUCUUCUCAGUACAGUGACCCUAAAUCACAUGGUAAUCGUCCAAGUACAUCUGUCAGAGUUCAUCGUUCAUCUGCACAGAAUCUUCACAAUGACAGAGGGAAAGCUGUUCGUUGUCGUGAAAAGAAAGAACAGAAUAAAGGAAGAGAGGAAAAGAACAAAUCACCUGCUGCAGUAACAGAACCAGAGACAAAUAAAUUUGAUAGUACCGGAUAUGAUAAAGACUUAGUAGAAGCUUUGGAAAGAGAUAUAAUUUCCCAGAAUCCCAAUGUUCGAUGGGAUGAUAUCGCUGAUUUAGUAGAAGCUAAAAAGUUGCUUAAGGAAGCCGUAGUAUUACCAAUGUGGAUGCCUGAAUUCUUUAAGGGCAUUAGGAGACCGUGGAAGGGAGUGCUGAUGGUUGGCCCACCCGGCACAGGGAAGACGCUCCUUGCUAAAGCAGUAGCUACAGAAUGCAAGACAACAUUCUUCAAUGUUUCUUCAUCAACUCUGACUUCCAAAUACAGAGGAGAGUCUGAGAAGCUUGUUCGUCUUCUGUUUGAAAUGGCUCGGUUUUAUUCUCCAGCCACCAUAUUUAUUGAUGAGAUAGACUCCAUUUGUAGUCGCCGAGGGACUUCUGAAGAACAUGAAGCAAGCAGAAGGGUGAAAGCAGAGCUGCUGGUUCAAAUGGAUGGUGUUGGAGGUGCUUCUGAAAAUGAUGACCCCUCCAAAAUGGUUAUGGUUCUGGCAGCUACUAAUUUUCCCUGGGAUAUAGAUGAGGCUUUAAGACGACGUCUUGAGAAACGAAUCUAUAUUCCUUUGCCAUCAGCAAAAGGCAGGGAGGAGCUUUUACGAAUAAGUCUACGUGAGCUGGAAUUGGCUGAUGAUGUUGACCUUGCAAGUAUAGCAGAAAACAUGGAAGGUUAUUCAGGUGCGGAUAUUACCAACGUGUGCAGGGAUGCGUCCUUGAUGGCAAUGAGAAGGCGCAUUGAAGGUUUGACUCCAGAGGAAAUCCGCAAUCUUUCCAAAGAAGAAAUGCACAUGCCUACAACCAUGGAGGAUUUCGAAAUGGCUUUAAAAAAGGUUUCUAAGUCAGUGUCUGCUGCAGAUAUUGAGAGAUACGAGAAGUGGAUAUUUGAGUUUGGAUCAUGCUAAAUUCUCACAUGUAAACUGUGAGAAAUGUGCCUUAUGUGUUUUAAUUACUAAUUAAAUGUAGUAAUUCAUUGCACUGAGUGCUAUAUUUUUUUAAACUUGCAUAAUGGUAAGAUUUUUUUAAACCCUUAUGAUUCUGAAUAAAGGCAAUAUUUUUAAGCUGAAAA